CCAAGAUGGAGUUCCUGCUGGGGAACCCGUUCAGCACCCCGGUGGGGCAGUGCCUCGAAAAGGCAACCGAUGGCUCCCUGCAAAGCGAGGACUGGACAUUAAACAUGGAGAUCUGCGACAUCAUCAAUGAGACAGAGGAAGGGCCAAAGGAUGCCAUUCGAGCCCUGAAGAAGCGGCUAAACGGGAACCGGAACUACAGAGAAGUGAUGCUGGCAUUAACAGUGCUGGAGACCUGUGUGAAGAACUGCGGCCACCGCUUCCACAUCCUCGUGGCCAACCGAGAUUUCAUCGACAGCGUUCUGGUCAAAAUCCUCUCACCCAAGAACAACCCGCCUACCAUCGUGCAGGACAAGGUGCUGGCCUUGAUCCAGGCGUGGGCCGAUGCCUUUCGAAGCAGUCCUGACCUCACGGGCGUUGUGCAUAUAUAUGAGGAGCUGAAGAGGAAAGGGGUUGAGUUUCCUAAUGCAGAUUUGGACGCUCUGUCUCCCAUACACACACCGCAACGGAGUGUCCCUGAAGUGGAUCCAGCCGCCACCGUGCCCAGGUCCCAGGCGCAGCAGAGGACAAGUGCCAGCUCCUUUUCCUCGCCUCCUCCUCCUCCCUUCUCCGCGCCGCAGGCCCCGGCUCUGAGUGUGACCGGCCCCAUCACAGCCAAUGCAGAACAGAUCGCCAGGCUGCGGAGCGAACUGGACAUUGUUCGAGGAAACACAAAAGUCAUGUCUGAGAUGUUAACGGAAAUGGUCCCUGGGCAGGAAGAUUCAUCUGAUCUGGAGUUGCUACAGGAGCUGAACAGGACCUGCCGGGCCAUGCAGCAGCGCGUGGUGGAGCUCAUCUCGCACGUGAGCAACGAGGAGGUCACCGAGGAGCUGCUGCACGUCAACGACGACCUCAACAACGUCUUCCUCCGAUACGAGAGGUUCGAGCGAUUCCGGUCCGGCCGCUUAGUCCAAAACGCCAGUAACGGGGUACUGAAUGAAGUGACCGAGGACAACUUAAUUGACCUGGGGCCGGGGUCUCCUGCCGUGGUGAGCCCCAUGGUGGGGAGCACGGCACCCCCACCUUCCCUCUCAUCCCAGCUUGCUGGCUUGGACCUGGGGGCAGAGAGCGUCAGCGGCACCCUGAGUGCACUCCAGCAGUGCGCCCCUCCGGACAGCGCGGGCACGUGCGCCCAGACCACAGGGAGCUCCUCAGCCGAGCAGCACAAGGCGGUAACCUGUGAGGACCCCCAGGCUGCCGGAGGACUCACUUCUGCCCUAGACAGUCGGAAACAGAUCUCCGAAGUGGAGAGAGUUAAAGGUGGGGACGCUGACCUGGAGCCCAUAGACAGCUGGCUCAUGACCCAAGGAAUGAUCCCCGUUGCGCAGCCCUCUGUCAUGGACGACAUUGAGGUGUGGCUCAGGACGGACCUGAAGGGCGAUGACCUGGAGGAGGGCGUCACGAGCGAAGAGUUUGAUAAAUUCCUUGAAGAAAGGGCCAGAGCUGCUGAAAUGGUUCCCAACCUGCCCUCGCCCCCAGCGGAGGCGCCCGGCCCAGCCGCCAACCCCUCCAGCCGGAGGAAGCCCGCGCGCUCCGAGGACGCCCUCUUCGCCCUGUGAGCUGGUCUGUGGGUUGGCUCCCAGAUGGCAGGUCACCUGUCUCCCCCCAUCCGGGCACCGGCCACUCCUCCUGUCCCCAGCCCCACUCAGUCCUCAGUCCUGCACUGCUGUCUCCAUGGAAAUGCCACUGUGUUUGCCCCCAGGCCUCCCGCUGGUCAGGACAGCCUCUCUGAGGAGGUGGGACAGCUGCAGCCAGAGGCCCCUAACUGCCCGCCCAACUCCCACCACAGGUUCCCCUCCACUUCCUGCCGGAGGGCCGGGGGGGGGGGGGGGGCAGGGCCCGCCUCGGCCGGUCGUGCCCUUGGGACUGGCUCCUGAGCAGACACGGGGGCUGUCUCUCCUCCAGUUGCUUUCAUCCCUCAGCAGUGAGCCUGGUCCAAGGCGCCGCACGGCCCUCUGCUGGCCUGGGGGGAGCCAAGGCUGUGGGAGGGCAGCCCAGACCACUGGGCAGUGGGCACUGGCCCCUGGUUGGCUCCUGUGGGAUUGCACUCCGCUGCAGCCCCUGUGUGCUUCCCUCACGCAGUGCCCACCUGGGGGGUGGCACGGGUGGUGUCGCUCUGCUGGCUUGGGCAAGCUUGUGGGCGUGUGAGCAUGCCAUGCUUGGGGCUUUGGCCUGGCCUUGGCAGCCUCUGCCCUGCCUCCAGGCCCCCACUCCAGACGGUUGUGCCAGGCCUGCAGACCCAGAGGCCCCUGCUCUGCUCCUGGGCACAGCCCCAGCUCUCCACAGGCUGUUCUGACAUCCUGACCCCCCUCCCCAGACCCCUGGCCACGGAUCUGUAUUCUCUCCCAGCCAACAAGCAGCUAACAGCCUGGGGCUGAGUCCUCGCUGGGCGCCUCCUGGCCCUGGGUGAGGCACGCAGAGCCUGACCCACACCGAGCUCGGACCUCGGCGCAGCAGCUCAGCACCGCCCCGUGGCCUCCGGGCGCAGGUCAGUGUCCGGCGGGCACUGCCCAGGUGCUCGGACCAGGCAUGGCCAGGCCCUGUGUGUCCCCAGCCCGGGGCGCGGCAGCCUUUCCCGCCUGGGCUGCAGUGGACCUAGUGCCGCCGCUCGGACCAGCCCGGCCACGCUGAAUGUCACAGGAACCGUCCUGGUGAGAAGCAAGGUGUGCCCCCCAGAACCCAGGCCCAGGGUGGCGGCUACCACCUCCUCCAGAAAAGGCUUUGGGGCCAGGCCGUGGGCCCUCUGGCAGGACCAGCAGGGGACGCCCCACUCCAGUCCUCAGAGGACACCCAGGAAGCACUGGGAGCUUGGCUGCAGCUUCCAGGCUGCAUCUCUGGCAGCACGGCCAUGCCUCACCCCUGCACCCGGCGGUGGCACGGCCUCUCCUUGUCCGGAGGGAGAGCUCCGAGGCCAGCCUGGAGGCCACAUGCCGGAAGUCCGCUGGCUGGUGGCAGUUGUGCCCUGGGCACAGUCCGCAAGAUUGUCUGAGAGCCGGGGGCUCGGGGCCACUCCGCGGGAGCCACAGCACCCGCGUCCUCGGAGCAGAGCCAGCCUCCUGUCGUGCGGAUGCGGGAGUCCCCACAAGACCAGGGGCUGAGGGGCUGAGGGAGAUGAGGCUGCGGGCCGCGAGGGGAGCGGGAGCACGCACCUGCCUCGGGAGGCGCAGCCCUCACACCGCGGGCCAGAGCGCCCCGCAGCGGGCGGCGGGUGUGGGCUCCUGUGGGCGGCAGGAAGGCGCUGGCCCAGCAGAGCAGUCACCAGCCCCGGCCUGGAGCCACCCCUCCCGCUCACACAGCAUGUCCAGAGCGGAACAGGCCGGGCGCUUCGAGGGGCUGCUCAGCUCUCCUGUGCCCCCGCAGCUUCUGGACCCCUUCCUGGGGACCACAGCCCUCAGGCCCCUGCUGGGGGCAGGGGGGCCCCCAGAGAGGGGAGGGGACCCUUGCAGCCGCCAGCCCCGCCGGGUCAGAGUCAGACACUGUGUGUGCUCAGUUACACUGAGUGACCCCUGCGAGUCCUUCAGCACUAAUCGCGCCUGGUUACAGGUUAAAGUAUUUAUUUGUCACAAUAUUUCCCUGGGGUGAGCCUUUCCUGUGUUCGUUGUGCUGAGAUGGGAAGACUAGCCGGCGCUCCUGCCUGCCUCGGCAUGGGCAGCAGGCCGUGUGCCGCGUGGCCGCCCGGUCCCCGCGCCGAGCAGAGAUGCCAGCUCUCAGCACGCCGGGACGGGUCAGAGCUUCGGAACAGGGCUCGUUGCCUGGCCCAGCCUCCCGCCCGUCAGCCUCGGUGUCCGUGAGGGGCUGCCUGUCCGAGGCCUGCCUGGGCUCGCCGCCCUGCCCUUCCUCCCCCGGGGUCCCAGCAAGGGGCCUGGGUGGGCGUGCUGUCACUCAGGUCCCCGGCUGGGAGGCCGGGCAGGGCUCGACCCACACUCCUGCUCCUCCUCUUCCUUCCUGCCGACACCCCCCGUUCGCCUCCACACACACAAUGCUUCUCACUCCAGCCCAGCCUUCCGGAAGGUUCCAGAGUGCUGUGGGCCCCUAGGGAAAAGCGCCGCGGAGGGGUCCGUGCUCUUCGCGGCCUUGAGCCACCCACCGUGAGCCUCCACCUCCCAUCAGGACUCGCUCCUCUCCGUCCACCCGGACGGCCAGCCGGCAGGUGCCCGUGCUGCCCGCCUCCCGGGCCCCCGCGGCCCCCGAGCCCACUGCUGCCCUGGCCUCCGGGCUGUCCCAGAGGACGGGAUGGACAUUGACGCCUCAGUUCGCGGUGCCUGUGUGAGGCUCGGGAUUGCGGGGACCGUGGGAAGAGGAGUGUGUGGUGUUUUGUCCAUCGUCCCAGGAGCCUGGUGUGGGCCGGCGCCCAGCGUUGCCCAGCAGAGCUGGUCGGAGGGGUUCUUGCAUGUAAACUGUCCCAAUAAACAAACAGGUGUCCCUGUGA
Messenger RNA from Eptesicus fuscus (big brown bat), 4465 nucleotides. RefSeq names its product target of myb1 like 2 membrane trafficking protein (gene TOM1L2). NCBI's taxonomy places the organism in Eukaryota, Metazoa, Chordata, Mammalia, Chiroptera, Vespertilionidae. The coding region runs from base 6 to 1595 and encodes 529 amino acids. Gene Ontology annotation, molecular function: ubiquitin binding; phosphatidylinositol binding; clathrin binding. Gene Ontology annotation, cellular component: membrane; endosome. Gene Ontology annotation, biological process: signal transduction. The record is from RefSeq and is a predicted model, not a curated record. The transcript has 16 exons.